UCCAAAAGGUUAAGGUAGAUAAUCCUAAAAUCUUGCAUUCAGGUAAAUCAGAAAAGUACAUAAAAUUUUAAAACCACGAAUAUAAUAAUACAUAACAGCAUUCUCACGAUUUUGCGACUAAAUAGCUAAGCAAUUAUAUUCUGAAAAUUUUCAGUUUCAUUUGCCAAAAAUGAGCCUAGAUGAAGGUCAACCAUACGUUGCUAAUCUUUCUUCUCCGGAGGAAGUAAUAACAACCAACCUUAUCAAAAAGAUACUCCACGGCCACGAUCCAGACGCCAAACUCGUCUCAUACUCUGCCAAGUUGGGCAACAAGACGGGUGACAAUUUCAUGUCGGUUAUCUACAGUGCUGACAUCCUCUUCACAAAUUCUUCCUCAUCCGAGGAGAAACUUAAGGUCAUGGUUAAAACCAUGCCGAGGAAUGAGUUCCGAGUCGAAGAGCUCAAUAAAGUCGCCGCCUUCGCCAAAGAGGUCAAAAUGUACGCCCACGUCCUCCCAGAAAUGGUACGGUUCCAGAAGGAGAACAAAAUUAAGGAUGGCGAAAUAAUGGCGGAUUGGCCGGCAUGUUUGGCGUCAUUUUCUAACGGAGGAGUCGAUGAUUUCGUAGCAAUGGGAAACUUACGGGGAAAAGGCUACAAAAUGGAGGAUCGAAUCAGAGAAUCACCCACAUUUCCAAAAUUUUAUAGAAGAGUAUAAAAACUGCAAAUUUUACGGAGUCAUGCUCGGUUUGCUAACGGCACCGAUGAUGUGCACGGAAAGUGAAGAUCUUGCAGACUUGGAGGGUGAGCAAUAUAUUUAAAAUGUGGAAAUUCACACACUUUUUUGGGUAAAUAAGUUAAAAAUGUUGUCCUUAGACAUGGAGGGCUUUGGGGAGGAUGCCGCAACCAGAAUGUUUGAGGCAAGAACCAAAUCAAGUAAAGAUAGCCAGUUAAUAUCUACCAACA
Molecule: messenger RNA, 942 nt
Organism: Folsomia candida
Lineage: Eukaryota; Metazoa; Arthropoda; Collembola; Entomobryomorpha; Isotomidae
Exons: 2
Coding region: 170-694 (174 amino acids)
Source: RefSeq, a predicted model, not a curated record